Dovyalis caffra is the source of this 609-nucleotide messenger RNA. NCBI's taxonomy places the organism in Eukaryota, Viridiplantae, Streptophyta, Magnoliopsida, Malpighiales, Salicaceae. The record is from the annotation of a GenBank genome assembly.
AUGGAGACUUUACAAAAACCCCAUCUUGUAGUUGUUGAUUGUAUUGAUGCAGUAAAUGAAAAUAGUCACCACCACCGUCAUCAGCAGUCAGACGAUGAAAGGCAAAGAAUUUCUUCAAGUGAUUCUGGCUCUUGCAGUGAGAUUGUGAAGGCGAGGGGAUCUUCUGUGUCAGAGAUGGAUCUGGAGUAUGGGGCACCAGAGAUAAAGCUACAUUUGGCAAAAGUUGAGAGGGACUGUAGGAUUUGUCAUUUGAGCUUGGAUGCAGAGAAUCUGGAGUCUGGAGUGCCUAUUGAGUUGGGUUGUUCUUGCAAGGAUGAUUUGGCUGCUGCUCAUAAGCAGUGUGCAGAGGCUUGGUUCAAGAUUAAAGGAAACAAAACCUGUGAGAUUUGUGGAUCACUUGCACGAAAUGUUGCUGGUCCGAAUGAAACUGAGUUGGCAGAGCAGUGGAACCAGGCCAGUGAUGUUGCCGUGGCAACAGCAAUUGCACCUGUGCAACCUGCAGAGAUCAGAAACUUCUGGCAGGGCCACCGAUUCUUGAAUUUCCUCCUAGCAUGUAUGGUCUUUGCCUUUGUUAUCUCUUGGCUCUUUCACUUCAAUGUACCCUCAUAA